CUACUCUCAGGGUGCCCCAUUCCUCCUCCUCCCCCGUUUUACUUAAAUUCCUUGAAGUUUUUAAAGCACGAGACAAAGAAACCCAGUAUCGUACACAGAAGAAGAGCAGGGCCUGUAUUUGUGAACAUUCCUGAGAUGAAGAGGAGCACAGUAUUGCCAGGUGUAGGACUGUUCCUGCUCUUUAGUCUGGCUGGAGUGGGACACUCGUGUGUGGAUCCUGAAUCGGCCUACAGGUUUACCGGCAUUGUGUGUAGACUCACGUACCCUGCUGCUGUUGUCUUAAAUGAAAAAACAACAGAAGUCAUCCAGGCUGCUUUCCAGCAUGCCAAAUAUCCCAGUAUUCAGGGGGAGAAGUCAAUGUUAUUCAUGGGCAAGCUGAAUUACGGAUUACAUAAUCUGGAGAUCCACAAUCUGACAAUUGGAAAUAGUGAAUUUGAGCUGCAGGAGAAUGAAGGCAUUGCCAUCACUAUCUCCAACGUAUCUGUUGUUUUUAAGGGAACCAUUACAUAUGGAUAUGGGAGUGCACUCUUCAAAGUAGGCCAGUCACUUGAUUUUGAAGUUGAGUCACAAAUUGAUUUAGUCAUCAACGCUAAGCUAUAUUGUGGGAAAGACAGAGUAGCUGCAGACACGUCUGACUGCUACCUCACCUUCCACAAGCUGCAGCUCCUACUGCAAGGUGAUCGAGAACCUGGCUGGCUGAAGAAAGUGUUCACUAAUUUCAUCACUCUCACACUAAAGCUGGUUGUAAAGGGGCAAAUCUGUAAGGAAAUAAACAAGGUGGCAAAUAUCCUGGCAGAUUUUAUUCAGGACACAGCAGAGCAGUUUUUGAGUGAUGGAAAUAUCUCUGUGGAUGUCGGUAUAACCUCUGCUCCGCUCAUCACCACCAAUUACGUGGAGUCAUACCACAAGGGUCUAGUGACCUAUAACGGCACGACAUCAGUGAUCAAAGACUCCGUGUUUAAACCAGACCAGAUUUCGGAGAACCGCAGCCUGUAUUUUUGGCUCUCUGAUGAUGUCCUUGACCCUCUAAUAAAGGCAGCAUACCACGAUGGACGAUUCAUCAAAAACAUCUCCAGAACAGAGCUCACUGACAUGUUCCAGACAGAGCUAUCCACAGAGAGACCUAAUUUAGUGGACAAGUGGCUAUUUUCUGAGGAACCAUUGUUAAGGGCAUGGAGUGCAUCAGUGCCUCAUUUCUGGACAACGCCCCAAGGCUCAUCUGUGAGAGUCGUGGCUGCAGUGGAGCUCUCUUCUGCAAAGCAGGAUAGUCCUGCACUUUAUUUUGAGACGGAGGUGGAAGUCUAUGUGAGAGCUUCUUAUGCUGAAAAGAAAGUCAUCCUGAAGGCCACACCAGUGCAUAUAUCUACACCAAACAUAUCUGUCUCAGAAGGCGUUUCUGAAAUGGAGAAGGGCUUAAGUGCUUAUCUUCAGGAAGCUGUUGAGAAGAUUGGGAUUCCCAAAGUCAUACCCUACCUCGAGGCAGCAACAACAGCUGUGAUGGACCGGCAAGGUCUCAAUCUGUUUGAUAUCAUCGCUCCUGAAGUAAUACCUUAUAACGGUUAUGCCUUGGUGCAGAUGGAUUUUGGUUUCCCACAACAUCUACUAGUGGAGUUCCUCAAGAAGACGCUGGAGUAACUGCAGUCUAGUAUCCAAUAUACCAUAAUGCAUUUGUAUAAAGACACACACACACAAUCGCAAGUUGUCGGCACAGGUAUAUUUACAUUUCUACAUACAUACUUUUGGUUUGAAAGAGCAUUUUUGUAGUAACAUAUGAUUAAUUAGUUUUAAACACCAGUAAAAUAUCCUUCCUUAUCUGUAGAUGUCAAAGCAGGUGUUAUGAAAAGGAAACUUUACUGUU
Messenger RNA from Neoarius graeffei (lesser salmon catfish), 1858 nucleotides. RefSeq names its product cholesteryl ester transfer protein, plasma (gene cetp). NCBI's taxonomy places the organism in Eukaryota, Metazoa, Chordata, Actinopteri, Siluriformes, Ariidae. The record is from RefSeq and is a predicted model, not a curated record. Gene Ontology annotation, cellular component: high-density lipoprotein particle. The transcript is spliced from 16 exons. Gene Ontology annotation, molecular function: cholesterol transfer activity; phosphatidylcholine binding; triglyceride binding. The coding region runs from base 136 to 1635 and encodes 499 amino acids. Gene Ontology annotation, biological process: triglyceride metabolic process; triglyceride homeostasis; cholesterol homeostasis.